This is a messenger RNA of Clonostachys rhizophaga, 2814 nucleotides long. The record is from the annotation of a GenBank genome assembly. Lineage: Eukaryota; Fungi; Ascomycota; Sordariomycetes; Hypocreales; Bionectriaceae.
AUGGAUUAUCAGCCAACUUGGAGCGGCUAUAAAUUCAGACCGGAUAGUCCAACUCAGUCCUGGAGCCAAUACUACCGUGAGCCCAAGACUGAAUACGUAUCUUCUUCCUUCUCCAACAACUACAACGAGGCAGGACGGUUGGCAGGUGACGGCAGCCUGAAGACUUUGAUUCAGUUAAGAGAUGUCUCUUCAACGUAUAUCAAGACACUAUCCAACUCUAUGGGGGCUUCAGGACUUUCAUCAAACAAUAGCCUCGUCAAACUCCGCUUAUCAGAUGACCUUAAACGCUGGAAGGGCGAGCAGCAUCAAUUGGGUAGAAUCCUGCCUGCCAAGGGAACAGGCCUCAAGCGAGCUUCUAAUGAGGUACUCGAGAUCCUCGGCGCUUCCAAGUGGCCAGAACCACUCAUUACGAGGUGUGCUCUGUGGGGUAGUGUCUUUUUCAACAUGUGCAUAGGCGCGUAUGAUGCGCCGUCCAUGUUCUCAAACGCUGUUACCGACAUGGCGUUCUUUCGCGAGCAUGGCUACCACCACGUAUUCCCAGAGUUUGACAGCCUGUUCAAUAGCGCCAUGUAUGAUCAACACGCUCUCCAGACACCUGGGGGUACAGAACGACGAGCAGCAGUCGCCAUUGGCGUCCAGUACAUCAAUGACAAAAUCGUGUUUGAGGAAGAAAACCAAGCCAAUCUGGAGGGACUCUCGGCGAAGAUGAACCGGCAAACAAUGCAGACUGUUUCACUAUUCGAGAGCAGUCUCCUUGGCAUGGUUAGCGAGGCUAUUUUUCGCGGGUGCGACCCUGCAGCAGUCGUGAACGACAUGGUCCUGUCCUGCCCGGCCACCGACGUUGUCGAUGUGGGCUCUGAUCUGGUCAACUCCGAGGUCAUGAACUCCUUCUUGAACACCGCCGACAUUUACGAGACCGGUAUCGUGACUGAAGAAGCGCUGAGGCGCGUGUACAAUGCGUAUGCACACGCCGGCGCCCGAACCUUGGCUGAGAGGUGGUGGGAGCCCACUGCCCAAAUGUUGGCGCUUUUGUAUCAGUGGCAUAUCGUGAACCACAGACACAACUUCUUGCGACGCGCUGUACUGGGGUACUGCAAAGUACAGCACGGGCUGUCUGACCAACGCGAAGCAGACAUGGACGAAGCAUUUGACGAGAAUCUUCACACAACUGGCUUCAGCCGUCCCUUGAAGGACGCCUGCAACGGGGCAGACACGUGUGACACGGUCUCACAUUUCCUUGAACACAGCAAGAACCCAUCUCUGAUUCGUCACCUGUGGGAGUGCUUGGUGUCUGAUCCCCUGGAGUAUGUGAGGAAGGGGGAGGUUGACGGGCUUCGUGAAGCCGAGUUAGAAGAAGCCCUGCAGCUUGCCAUGGCCAAGACCUACACUGAAGGCUUCUCUUUGGAGCUCUGCUGGAUCAUGGCACACGCGGGACACCAUGCUUGGCAGAUUAAUCGGAUACUACUGCCAAAACGACAAGUCGAAGGAGCGGCACAAGUUACCAUCAGAUACUACAAAGACAGCAGAUACACACCGGUGGGAGACAAGCUUCUCAGUGUUGUUGUGAAUGACAUGAAAGACGGCAAUGACGAAGCCGCCAGCAUUAUCAAAGCUCGGGACCGUAUCACAAAACUCUGGACAGAGGAAGCCUUUAGCAUGGCAAAGGCGUGUAUCGACAACUGUGUCAGAGAACACCGAGCCAACUGCCCUCCUCUCCAGAGCACGUCCCUUUUACCCGACAGGGUCAUUGACUGUGCUAAUACCAGCAACCCGAAAAUUGUCCUUACUAGCGGGCAAAUCUACGCACCAUAUGUUACAUUGAGCUACGUUUGGGGCGGGCCGCAACCCAUGUUAACGACAAAGAAUGUCGGCAAAUACACAACGGAUGGUUUCAUAUUAACCGAUUUCCCUCAGUCAAUCCGAGAUGCCGUGACUGCUACCAACAAGAUUGGACAGCGCUACCUGUGGAUCGAUGCGCUGUGUAUCCUUCAGGACUCGCCCGAGGACAAAAUUGUCCAACUGGGAAAGAUGCACGCCAUCUACAAGAACUCGUACAUCACCAUCAACGCCGCUAGCGCAAGUAGUACGCAUGAGGGUUUCCUGCAUCAACCGCGGCCUCAGAGGGAGCCUCGUACUGUACUCCCAUUCCCUUGCUCGAAUGGAAAGACCGGCACCGUGUUUGUGGCAUAUGACAUCCUUUCUAGGAAAAAGGAUGGGCCCGAGCAGACAUACUGGGACGAACUUGAACCCAUCACUAGUAGGGGCUGGUGUUACCAGGAAAAGAUACUCCCCGCAAGAAGUCUAGUGUUUGCAUCUGAUACGCUCAAAUACUAUUGCCAGACGGAAACAGUCAACAUCGGCGGAGCGUUGUGCGAGGAGAGCACGGGAAUGCGUCUGCCGCGCGGGGCAUAUCUCUCCGACUCGGCAGAUCAUCAGCUUGAUGCAGUUCAGCUCCGUCAAUCCUGGCUCGCGGCUCUGUUUCAGUACACUAUGCGGAGUGUCACCGUCCCCUCUGACAGGCUGCCGGCCUUUGCUGCAGUCGCAGAGCUUUUCAGUAUCCUGAAUCAGGAUCAGUACCUUGCCGGCCUGUGGCGAAAGACGCUGCUACUUGACUUGCUCUGGAAAGCCGAUGAAAAGCGUGACAGACCAAAGACCUACAGAGCGCCAUCUUGGUCAUGGGCGUCGGUGGAUGGACUAGUCAGUGACGCUGGAGCUAUAUGGAUACAGGCUGACGCGACUGAGAGUUGGAGCGGUGAGGUCUAUGCCGUCCCUCUCAUGUGGAAUGUUUCUUACGAGUGGCAGCUCUCUUUCUAG